This is a messenger RNA of Drosophila ananassae, 3668 nucleotides long. It is a transcript of the gene Ekar, whose product is annotated as glutamate receptor ionotropic, kainate 2. The transcript is spliced from 14 exons. Gene Ontology annotation, biological process: monoatomic ion transport. The coding region runs from base 55 to 2709 and encodes 884 amino acids. Gene Ontology annotation, cellular component: postsynaptic membrane; plasma membrane. The record is from RefSeq and is a predicted model, not a curated record. NCBI's taxonomy places the organism in Eukaryota, Metazoa, Arthropoda, Insecta, Diptera, Drosophilidae. Gene Ontology annotation, molecular function: glutamate-gated receptor activity.
UAUUGUGAUAGAACAGAAGACAUUUUUUUUACUUCUAAAGCUUCAGUACUCAUAAUGUAUUUCGCAUUAAUAGGUUUACUGAUAGUAAUUUUUUUUUCGUCAAUUCAAUGUGCUCCACCUGUUAUAAGAGUUGGAGCCAUAUUUCCAAAGCAAUUGCUCAAACGUAGUUCUGAGUUAGCUUUCAGAUACGCAAUUCAUAGGCUGAACCGGGACUCAAGUCUUUUACCUGAGACAAUCAUUGAAUACGAUGUUGAAUACGUUAACCAACUUGACUCUUUUGAAACGGUCCAAAAAGUAUGCAAACUUAUUCGCAAUGGAGUCCAAGCAGUUUUUAGUCCAACCGACUCAAUUUUAGGUACUCACAUUCAUUCCAUAUGUGAUGCCUUUGAUAUUCCAGACAUUGGUCGAUCCCCUCAUGAUUUCUCUAUUAACAUUUAUCCAUCCAGAAAAUUCUUAAAUCUGGCAUUUAUUGACCUUAUAAAUUAUCUAAAUUGGACUCGUUUUGGAAUUUUACAUGAAAAAAAAUAUGGAAUAGUUGACAUGCACCAGCUUACGCGAUCUAUUCAAGUUGAAAUUCACAUGCGACAAGUAUCUUUGGCGACUUACCUAUCAACAUUAAAAGAUUUUAAAGAAAAGGAAAUACACAAUAUUAUCAUCGAUACAAACUCAGAAAAAAUAACUAUUUUGUUAAAAAAAAUAUUGCAACAGAAAAUGAAUGAAUACAAAUAUCAUUAUUUGUUUACUAGUUUUGAUUUGGAAACAUUCGACCUAGAAGAUUUCAAGUAUAAUUAUGUAAAUAUAACAUCGUUUCGUUUAGUUAAUAGAGGAGAUGUUGUAGUUAAAGACAUUUUAAAGGAUCUUACCUACUAUACUCAGAAUAUUCAUAAUCAUAACAAUGCAGUUUUAAAUUUAAAUAAAAUUGGUAUGAUUGAGUCAGAGUCAGCACUAAUGUUCGAUUCAAUGUAUAUUUUUGCAAUUGGAUUACAGACCUUGGAUCAAUCACACACUAUUUUCAUAUCAAAUUUGACUUGUGAAGACGAAAUCCCUUGGAACGGUGGUCUCAGUCUAAUUAAUUACAUAAAUUCGGUGGAAUGGAAAGGUUUAACAGGCCCAAUUCAAUUUAAAGAGGGAGAACGAGUGCAAUUUAAAUUGGAUUUGGUAAAAUUAAAGCAGCACUCUAUUGUAAAAGUUGGCGAAUGGACUCCAAAUGGACAUCUUAAUAUUACAGAACCCACAAUGUUUUUUGAUUCUGGAUCUAUAAAUGUGACUCUGGUCGUCAUAACUAUUCUGGAAACGCCUUACGUUAUGAUGCACUAUGAAAAAAACUUUACGGGAAAUGAAAGAUUUUAUGGAUUUUGCGUCGAUAUUCUUGAAACGAUAUCCCACGAAGUUGGCUUUGAUUACAUAUUAGAUUUGGUUCCCGACCGAAAAUAUGGAGCCAAAGAUGCCAACACAGGUGAAUGGAAUGGAAUGGUUUCACAGCUCAUGAAAAACAAAGCGGACUUGGCGGUUGGCUCAAUGACUAUUACUUAUGCUAGAGAGAGCGUAAUAGAUUUUACUAAGCCAUUUAUGAAUUUGGGAAUAAGCAUUUUAUUUAAGGUCCCAGCUACAGAACCAACACGGUUAUUUUCUUUUAUGAAUCCUCUAGCUAUUGAAAUCUGGUUAUAUGUAAUAAUCGCAUAUUUCCUUGUAUCAAUUUGUAUUUAUAUUGUAGGGAGACUUUCACCUACUGAAUGGCGCUGUAUUCAUCCUUGUAACUUAGAUCAUAUUACUGUUGGCAACCAAUUUUGUUUAUCGGACAGCUUUUGGUUUACAAUCGAAACGCUUAUGCAACAGUCACCCGAUAUUUUCCCGCGAGCAAUAGCAACUCGUAUUAUAAGUAGUAUUUGGGGCUUCUUCUCAAUUAUAAUAGUAGCGUCAUACACUGCUAAUCUUGCUGCAUUUUUAACUACAGAGCGAAUGAUAAAUCCUAUUGAAAAUGCGGAUGAUUUGGCAUCGCAAACAGAAAUUUCAUAUGGUUCCUUGGAUAGUGGUUCCACGAUGACAUUUUUUCGGGAUUCUAUGAUUGAAACUUAUAAAAAAAUGUGGAGAAAUAUGGAUAACAAAAAACCAUCAGUAUUUACAACUACAUAUGAAGACGGCAUAAAACGUGUAAAUCAGGGAAACUAUGCAUUUUUAAUGGAAUCUACAAUGCUUGAUUAUAUUAUACAGCGAGAUUGUAAUCUUACACAAAUUGGCGGGUUGUUGGAUACUAAAGGGUAUGGAAUAGCAACACCAAAAGGAUCACCAUGGCGAGAUAAAAUUUCAUUGGCUAUACUGGAGCUCCAAGAAAAAGGAGAAAUUCAAAUAUUAUAUGAUAAGUGGUGGAAAAAUUCUGAUGAGACUUGUACCCGAAAAAGUAAUAGCCAAUCAUCAAAAGUUAAUUCUCUUGGUCUAGAAAGCAUAGGUGGCGUUUUUGUUGUGCUGUUAGCCGGAAUUUUUGUAGCUGGUAUGGUGGCAUUUUUUGAGUUUUGGAUUAGUUUUCAUGGUAACAAUAAAUACAGAAACGUUAAUAUGGAAAUGGGCCAAAUGACCCAAGCUGUUGAUUUAGAAAACGAAUGGAAAUAUCUCCCACCAAAGCGAUGCUUUUGGAUAGAAGCCCUCGAGGAACUUCGUUUUGCUUCAUGGUGUAUGAACAAACAAAAAAAACCGGAGCUUGGCCACAUAUAAAGUUAAUUCUAAGCUAUGUCAAAAGAAAAGUACACUUAAUAUUUUAAACCUAUCGCAUAGAAAACAAAAACUCAUCAAUAAGUUUAUACAGUUUAUAAGUUAUACAGAAUUAUAUAUUAAUUGAAAAAAAAAACAAGAAGUGAAAGCUAAGUUAGGGCGGAGCCAAAAUUUAUAUACCCUUGAAGAUAGAUAGCAGCUUAUAUUAUAAUAUAUCUCGGAUCAUUUAUAGUCGGCCCAUCUUUAUGAGAAUUUCACCAUCAAAUCAAUUUUCUAAUAAAAAUUAUGGAAACAGCUCCAUCAUCUAUAAAAAUAGCAAAGUUGUGCCAAUUCCGAUCGUUCAGUUACAUGUCUGCUAUAAGGUAUAGACGGAAGAUCCAUUUGAAACUGAAGAGAUAAACUGUUGUAGAUAAGAUCUCUCGGCCAAAAAUAACAUGUGUGGAAAGUCUAAUCCCCCUAACUUAAAAAACACCAAAUAAAUAUGGAUGAAUAUUUCUUCUUAUUUUAUGUAUUCUUAUAAUAUAUUUUUAAUAUACAAAAACAAAACGUUCACCUAUUAUUUUGGUUUAUAAAUGCAAUAAAUUGGUUCCUAAAUUACUAAAAGAGACACGUACAUAAAAGGUUAAAUGGAUCAGACAAUAUGAUCAAUGUACACAGUUAGUUUUUAGAAUUAGGAGUUUAUUUACACUAUAUUCACUACUUCCGGGGCCAAACCCCAUUCUUUAAUCAUUAUUAAAUUAAAGUUUAUGUAAAAACUGUUAAGCCCUCGUGUACCAAGUUAUUAUGUACCCCUCAUGUAAGCUUAAAUUGACGCAGCACCAUGACUUUUUGGACAAAGAUUUCAUGUAUGUGCUCAGUUGAAUUCAACCCAUCGGCUUGUUUGGGCGCUAAUAUUCCAAUACUUCACAAACUUUGUUUCAUCCUAGUAAUUUCAAAUAAAACAUUAAAAUCUGCCUUCAAAA